Lachancea thermotolerans CBS 6340 is the source of this 1692-nucleotide messenger RNA. RefSeq names its product cation transporter (gene QDR2). The record is from RefSeq and is a predicted model, not a curated record. The transcript has a single exon. Gene Ontology annotation, molecular function: transmembrane transporter activity. Bases 1 to 1692 code for a protein of 563 amino acids. NCBI's taxonomy places the organism in Eukaryota, Fungi, Ascomycota, Saccharomycetes, Saccharomycetales, Saccharomycetaceae. Gene Ontology annotation, cellular component: membrane. Gene Ontology annotation, biological process: transmembrane transport.
AUGGGUGAAAACUAUAUAAACCAGGGAAAACAAGCGGAUCCUGUUCCUGACCUUCCCCACAUGAAACCAAACAUGCCCGACCACGAUCAGGGUGCUGUACCGUAUUCGCGGUUUGGCUCCAACGAGAAGCUUGUUCUCGUGGCUAUAUGUGCAGCAAGCGGUAUCUUCUCCACUAUAGCUGGCCCCAUAUACUAUCCUGCUCUGACUACAAUCGAGAACCAGUUCCAUAUAAGCACGGAGCUCGUCAACGUGUCGGUGGUGCUCUACUUUCUGUUCCAAGGCCUGGCUCCUACGCUCAUGGGCGGACUCGCCGAUUCUUUCGGCCGUAGGCCAAUCGUGAUGUGGUCUAUCGCGCUGUACUUGGCCGCAUGCAUCGGGAUCGCCUGCUCUCGGACGUAUGCCCAGAUCCUCGUCCUGAGAUGCUUGCAGAGCGCCGGUAUCUCGCCUGUCAUCGCGGUUAACAGCGGCAUCAUGGGGGACGUCACUACCCGAGCGCAGCGGGGCGGCUACGUCGGGCUUACGGCGGGCUUCCAGGUUCUCGGGUCUGCUUUCGGCGCCCUAAUUGGAGGCGGUAUCGUAUCGACCUGGGGCUGGCGGGCCAUCUUUUGGUUCCUGGCGAUCGGUUCCGGAUGCAGCCUUGUGUGCAGCAGCCUUCUGCUGCCCGAGACAAAGCGGUCCGUUGUUGGUAACGGCUCCAUAACGCCUCCGGCAAUAUGGUCCAAGGCGCCUAUACUGGCCCUGCCGCAAAUCCGAAAGAAACUGCACUUGGAUAGCCCCGAUUACGAGACGCUUGCUCCAAAAGAACGACUCAAUCUUCUUGCACCUCUCGAUGUUUUCCGGAGGCCUGAAAUCGCUCUGUUGCUGCUAGUGACUGGGCUACAGUUUUCGCUCUGGGUCUGCCACCUCACCGCACUGUCUUCUCUCCUGGAGAAGGACUAUCACUUGAAAGUGGCUGAGGUCGGUUUAAGCUAUUUACCAAGCGGCAUCUGCACGCUCAUUAGUGUUGUGGGAGCGGGCAGGGUAUUAAAUUGGAACUACAGACGCCGCCUCUCGAAACACAACCUCUUCAUCGAGGAGGCUACUCAGAGGCUACUAGCUGAAAAUGACAACGACGAAAAACGAGUGGACAAAAUCCUCAGCACUGACAUCUCCUACACCUUCAACAUCUUCCGUGCUAGGUUGGAAAUUAUGUUUGUGCCCCUGCUGCUAAGCGGAGGCGGGUUUAUGGGGUUCGGAUGGUGCUUGGAUGCUCACACGCCGUUAGUAGCUGUGCUUGUGUUCAGCGGAUUUGCGUCGCUGUUUUCCAACUGCGUCAUUGCGUGUGCGACAACUUUGGUGGUUGACCUAUAUCCUCAGAAAUCCUCGACGGCGACGGGCUGCGUCAACUUUUCUCGGUGUGUUUUGGCUGCAAUUUUGGUUGCAGCUCUCAACAAGAUGCUAACCUCGCUGUCAGUAGGCGGUACUUUUACGCUUUUGGCAGGUCUUACUAUAUUAUCGACGGUUACACUUAUCAUCCCGAUCAAGUACGGCCCUGGGAUGGCACACAAGAGAGCUGUCCGGGAUCGCACCGCGGCUGACGAAAAAGCCGAAGCCGCAGUCAAAGAAGUCGACCAACAGCGCCAGUCCUCGGAGUCUGAGGACCUUUCGAGCCUUAACACCAUCUCACAGCCUAGAUCACGUGCAGGAGUGUAA